GACACGAAUCCCGUUACUUGUGGGUUUUGGCUCAGCGCUUGGCUCGGUGAGAAAAUUGUUGACAGAGGAGAACCUUUAAUGUUGCGGUGGCAGGAAAACACGAAUUUUUGCAUAGAAUAAGUCGUCAAACAAGGAUAUUUAGCCACCAUGGCGAGUCAACAGUACUCGUUACGAUGGAACAACUACGUACGGCACAUGACAAGUGCGUUUGAAUCUCUUCGAAGUGACAGAGACUUGAUCGAUGUCACGCUCAGCUGCGAAGGAAAGAAAAUCCCAGCCCACAAAAUGCUGUUGUCAGCAUGCAGUUCCUAUUUCAAAGACUUAUUCAAGGAAAAUCCUUGCCAGCACCCCGUAAUUAUUUUCCGUAAUGUCACAUUUGAUGAUCUCAUGGCGUUGGUUGACUUCAUGUACAAUGGGGAGGUCAACGUUGAGCAAGAACAGUUAGCAUCAUUCCUUCACACAGCAGAGCUGCUGCAAGUUCAGGGUCUCACAAACAGUAACAAAGACUCUGAAACCAAGACUAAAAAGACUGCCAAACAACAGGAUGAAAGAGUACCUGCCCCUGAAGUUCAGUUUGACGAGGACGGUCAUCCGUCGCCGUAUCAAUCUGACGAAAGAACAUCAACCCCUACCAGAACAACAGGGCCGCCAGCGGCAAAGAAGAGAAAAUGGCAAUCACCCUCAAGAACGGCUAGCCCUGCGGAAGUACAAGCAAUACCGCAAGGUGCUAGCUCGGGUGGUGAAGGGGAGGAAGGAGAACCACACCAAAUGGAAGACGUGCCUUUGAAAACUGAAGCCGCUGAGUAUGAGGACGACGAUGAUGAGCAAGCUUCGGGUGCUGAUGACAUAGUAGAAGAGCAGGAGAGCAUCAUUGCCAAAAUCCAGAAAAGUGAUCAAUUAAUUUUAACCACCUCAACAAGUAGAAGCAGAGCGUCCAACUCUGACCACUCUUUGUUUGGUGGCAAUGUUAUGGAUAUGUUAUCAACUUCUGAAUCUGGUGAUAUGGGCAAUUUUGUUAUGGCUGGACCAUCAAACGAAAGCAUGGGGCAGGAAGGAAUUCAAGGUGGCGAGGGCAGAAAUUACAAUAAAAAAGCCGAUUUUUUAAGCUCAACGGCAGAGCUUCACGUCAUUUACAGGGACGGCUGUUACGUGUGCAGCGCCUGCGGCCACGAAUUCACCCUGCGCAACUCGUGCCUCAGACACUUUUACGUGCACACGGGUGAAACGACGUGCCCGAUUUGCGCGCGAAAACUCAGCCACAAGUCACACCUCAAGCGGCACAUGAAGAACGUCCACAAUAUGGCCAUGUGAAUAUAAUAGCAAAAGUGUUUCCACGCACCGAAGGAAAUCAAUCAAACUUUUUCUACUUUCUCCUUAAUUAUCGUUUAUUUAAGUAAGAUUCUUCAACAAGGCUCUAUAUUGUCCUUAAAGUGGACGAAUUUUUAAUUUUAACAUGGACACAAGAAGUAGUGCUGCAUUGGAAAAGGAAAAAUCACAAGUGAAGGUUCAUUCUGAAGGCUCAAUAUAAUUUGCUCGAUUUUUUUCAAAACUUCGUGAUUGGAUGAAAAAAAAAUUGAUUGGUUCAGUUUCAAGUUUUAAAAUUUUACUUUUAAACAAAACUUUGGCAUGUGCAAAAAAUAUUCUUUUAAAUAAGACUUUAAAGAAAAUGUUAGAAAAAAAAAUCAUAUUAAGUCUUUUUUAUUUGUUAAUUUUUAAUUUUUUUUUCUGAAAACGGUUUUCUGAAAAUAGUUGUGAAGAUUCCUGAUUUAUGAAAAGAAAAUUUCACUAUUAUCAGAAUUUGUGGAUACUUUUUGUCCCUGGAACCAAAAUUUUUUUGCAGUUUAUUAUUUAAUAUUUUGAAAAGUAAAAUUUGGAGCCAAAAAUUGGGACAAAAUACUAAAUUACCAUACAAAUACGGAAUAUGUAUGGAAUUUAAAAAAAAAUGGAUCUAAAGAUUGAUCUCUUGAACGCCAUUUUUGUGUGUGGAAUCAGUCAUUGAAAACAAUCUGGCUAAAUUUUUUUAAUAAGGAGAUCUUAAGAAAGAAAUCUGAACUUCACUUGUCCCCUUUGCAAUGAUGCCUUUUUUAAUUAACUACCGAAUAAAACUUCAAGUUUGAUUGAUAAAAGCGAGAUUUUUAGGCACAAUUCGCAAGAAAAAACAUUACCAAUGUCGCUGUCCAUGAAAUAAUAUAAUUUUUAUAUUAAAACGAAAUAUUUUCACUUCACGGGAAACAGAGCCAUAAUUUUCACUUAACAACGCAGUUUGCGAUUAAAGGGUUGCACGGAGAGUAAUUUUAAUCUCAUCAUGUGCGCAUAAUAUUCUGGGCUUUUUUUUAAUUUGAAUUCGUUCGUAGAAAAAUACGUAAGGUAUAGAGACAUUACCAUAGAUUUUAACGUGCGGCGAGUGUUGAUGGAAGUGCGUCGCCGAAAAU
Messenger RNA from Neocloeon triangulifer, 2432 nucleotides. RefSeq names its product zinc finger and BTB domain-containing protein 24-like. Gene Ontology annotation, molecular function: protein binding. The transcript has 7 exons. NCBI's taxonomy places the organism in Eukaryota, Metazoa, Arthropoda, Insecta, Ephemeroptera, Baetidae. The record is from RefSeq and is a predicted model, not a curated record. Gene Ontology annotation, biological process: regulation of transcription by RNA polymerase II. Gene Ontology annotation, cellular component: nucleus. Bases 148 to 1311 code for a protein of 387 amino acids.